Alnus glutinosa is the source of this 2174-nucleotide messenger RNA. RefSeq names its product protein DETOXIFICATION 52-like. Gene Ontology annotation, cellular component: membrane. Bases 254 to 1849 code for a protein of 531 amino acids. Lineage: Eukaryota; Viridiplantae; Streptophyta; Magnoliopsida; Fagales; Betulaceae. Gene Ontology annotation, biological process: xenobiotic detoxification by transmembrane export across the plasma membrane. The transcript has a single exon. The record is from RefSeq and is a predicted model, not a curated record. Gene Ontology annotation, molecular function: antiporter activity; xenobiotic transmembrane transporter activity.
UAUCUCCUAGUAGAAACUUAUAGCAUCCAUUCAUAGGGAGAAAGUGACAUAGACACAGAGAGAGAGAGAGAGAGAGAGAGAGAUAAGAGUGCUCUCCAGGGGAGUAUCUCUCGGCAGUCGGCACAACUGCGAGCAAAGCUUUAUUUCGCGAGUGACACAGGAUUUGUUCGAUCAUCAUCACAACCAUCACCAUCGUCAUCAUUUGCAUCUCAGACACACCUGUACCUGUACCAGUACCAGUCCCAGUACCACCAUGUCUGCAACUAAUGAGAAGCCAGAGCAACACCCUCUAACCCACCUCUUUCUCGUUUGCUUAUCGCUCGCCAACCCCACAAAAGAUGACCCUGCCGAAAACCCCAAGAUGGACCCGGAAAAGCAAAUACAGUUGGUUCUACCAACCAUCUCCGAUAUCAUCUCCGAAAGCAAAUCACUCAUUAACCUCGCCUUCCCCAUGGUCCUAACCGCCCUCAUUCUCUACUCUCGUUCUAUCCUCUCCAUGCUCUUCCUCGGCCACCUCGGCGACCUUGAACUCGCCGCUGGCUCGCUGGCCAUCGCUUUUGCCAAUAUUACCGGCUACUCCGUGCUCUCCGGCCUAGCUCUGGGCAUGGAGCCUCUCUGCUCGCAGGCCUUCGGAGCAAAUCGUCCCAAGCUUCUAUCUAUAACCCUUCACCGCACAGUGAUUUUCCUCCUCGUCUCGUCGAUACCCAUUUCUCUUCUCUGGCUCAACAUGUCCAAAAUCCUGCUUUAUCUACACCAAGACCCCAGUAUCACCCACAUGGCUCACACGUACCUAAUGUUUUCUCUCCCCGACCUUUUCUCCAACUCUUUCCUUUACCCAAUCCGCAUUUACCUUCGCGCUCAGGGCAUCACCCACCCGGUCACACUAGCAUCCCUCGCUGGCACGGUUUUCCUCCUGCCAAUGAACUUUUUGCUCGUCACCCACUUCGGGCUCGGCGUGGCCGGCGUAGCCGUAGCCUCAGCCGUUUCCAACAUCUUCGCGCUCUUAUCCAUUGUGCUAUACGUGUGGGCCACCCGGCUGCACGAGCCAACCUGGACAGCACCGAGCCGAGAGUGCUUAACCAACUGGAAGCCGCUCCUCCGGCUCGCCGCUCCGAGCUGCAUCUCGGUCUGCCUGGAAUGGUGGUGGUACGAGAUCAUGAUCAUCUUGUGUGGGCUCCUGGUUAACCCCAAGGCCACGGUGGCGUCAAUGGGCAUCUUGAUCCAAACGACGGCGUUGAUUUACGUGUUCCCGUCCUCGCUCAGUUUCGCCGUGUCGACACGGGUCGGAAACGAGCUCGGCGCGAACUGUCCGUACAGGGCGAAAUUAUCCGCUGUGGUCGCGGUGUUCCUGGCGGCCAUAAUGGGCCUAUCGGCGAUGACCUUCGCAUCGGGGAUGAGGGAUAAGUGGGCCAGUAUGUUCACCAACGACGCCGAGAUCCUACGGUUGACAGCCGCCGCCCUGCCGAUCCUAGGGCUGUGCGAGCUCGGAAACUGUCCGCAGACCGUGGGGUGUGGAGUCCUCAGAGGCAGCGCGCGACCGACCACGGCGGCUAACGUGAACCUUGGCGCAUUUUAUCUUGUGGGCAUGCCCGUGGCUGUUGGGCUCGCUUUCUGCCUGGGCGUUGGGUUUUGUGGGCUUUGGGUCGGGCUCUUGGCGGCCCAGGUGUGCUGCGCUGGACUGAUGUUGUACGCGGUCGGGACCACCGACUGGGACCUCCAAGCUUUGAGGGCCCAGAUGCUAACGUGCGCCGGAGGUGGAAACGUGGAGGCCGUAACCAGAAACGGCGGCGAGGGUGAGGAGGAGCAAGAGCCACUGGUUUCCAUUGUUGUUUGCCAAACUAAAAACUGAAAUUACGAACCCGGCAAGAAGUCAAUUUUUUUUUUUUUUUUUUUUUUGACUGUGCCCAUCUCUAGCGUGGACACAACAAUUCUCUCUCCGAUCCUUUGUGAAUUAUUAAUGAUCGAUAAAUUUGUUCUUUUGUUUUUUUUUUUUUUUUUUUUUUUUUGUUCUUUUUGGUCGAGCUGGGAGAGAUGGGUCCUAAGUGAAAAGGAUACAAUUAAGGAGAAAACUUGCUUUAAUUUUAUGCUAUUAAUUCUUUUUCUUUUAAUUAUGUAUUUAUUGGGUAAGAAUGGCCAUUUAUACUAUAUCGAUCUCCUUUCUAAUAUUAAUUGCA